UUUUAUCUAAACGAGAUGCACAAGUCAGGUGAUGUGGCUCUAGGAGGACUGUUUGAGGUCCAUUACACUUCUGUCUUCCCCAAACUGACUUUUACAUCAGAGCCACAGCAGCCCAUCUGCACAGGCUUCGACACUUUAGGGUUCAGGCACGCGAUGGCCAUGGCUUUUGCUGUCGAAGAGAUCAACAAGAACUCCGACCUUCUUCCCAACCUGACCCUGGGAUACAGCCUUUAUGAUAACUGUGGUGCGCUCGUCAUUGGAUUCAGCGGCGCCUUGUCCCUGGCCAGUGGCCGAGACGAGCAGUUUCUGCUCCGCCAGAACUGUUCUGGAAGCCCUCCUGUUCUGGGCGUUGUUGGCGAUCACUAUUCAACUUUUUCGAUUGCCAUUGCCAAUGUGCUAGGUUUAUAUAGCAUGCCUAUUGUGAGUUAUUAUGCCACAUGUUCCUGCCUCAGUGAUCGGCAGCGCUUUCCCACAUUCUUUAGAACAAUCCCAAAUGAUGCUUUCCAGGUGCGUGCCAUGAUUCAUAUUCUAAAGCACUUUGGUUGGACAUGGUUUGGCCUGCUGGUCAGUGACGAUGACUACGGACUUCAUGUGGCCCAGUCUUUCCAGGCUGACCUGGCUGAAUCUGGCGAAAGCUGCCUGGCCUUCCUGGAGGUUUUGCCUUGGGACAGUAACCCAGGUGAACUCAGGAGGAUUGUACACACGAUAAAGACGUCAACAGCUCGUGUUGUCAUCGUGUUUGCACACGAAAUUCACAUGAUUCAGCUAAUGGAGGAGGUGGCACAGCAGAAUGUAACUGGCCGGCAGUGGAUUGCUAGUGAAACCUGGACAUCAGCAGCUGUUCUCCAGACACAGGAAUUCACGCCGUACCUCAGCGGCACGCUGGGCAUCGCCAUCCGGCGUGGAGAAAUACCCGGUUUCCUGGACUUCCUGUUAAAAAUACGCCCCGACCUGAAUGGCACCAACGAAAACAGCUUGGUGAAGCAGUUCUGGGAGCACACGUUUCAGUGCAAAUUCAACCCAGCGGACAGGGAGGACGGGGAAUCCGUCUGCACCGGCCACGAAAACAUGGAACUGGCGGAGGCAGAGUUUUUGGACGUCUCUAACCUCAGGCCUGAGUACAACGUCUACAAGGCAGUCUACGCUCUCGCUCAUGCCCUUGACGACAUGCUGCAGUGUGAGCCGGGUGAAGGACCUUUUACUGGGCGCAGCUGUGUCAGUUUGCAGGCUGUGGAGCCAUGGCAGCUCUUACACUAUUUGCGCAAGGUCAACUUCUCAACUGAAUUUGGUGAUGAAGUCUCAUUCGACGAGAACGGCGAUGCUCUGCCGAUAUACGACGUGAUGAACUGGCUGCGACUGCCUGACGGCAAGAUUAAGAUUCAAAGUGUUGGUGAAGUGAAAAAGUCUGACUCUGGAGGAGAGGAACUCACACUUAAUGAAGGCAAAAUCUUCUGGAACACUGAUUCAAAGAAGCCAGUCCGCUCAGUUUGCAGUGAAAGUUGUCCUCCAGGCACUCGAAUGGCCAGAGAAAGAGCACAACCUGAAUGCUGCUUCAGCUGUGUCUCCUGUUCUGAGGGAAAGAUUAGCAAUAAGAGCAAUUCCCUGGAGUGCUUCAGCUGUCCAGAGGACUUCUGGUCCAGCCCCCAGCGAGAUCACUGCAUUCCUAAGAAAACAGAGUUCCUCUCCUAUCAGGAACCUUUAGGGAUCUGUUUAACAACCACCUCACUGCUGGGCACAUUCAUCUGCGCUCUUGUUCUGGGGAUCUUCAUCUAUCACCGCAGAACACCGAUAGUACGAGCCAACAACUCAGAACUCAGUUUCCUGCUCCUGGUGUCGCUCAAGCUGUGCUUCCUGUGUUCGCUGCUGUUCAUCGGACGACCCAGACUGUGGACAUGCCAACUCAGACACGCAGCGUUUGGGAUCAGCUUUGUGCUUUGUGUGUCCUGCAUCCUGGUUAAAACCAUGGUGGUUCUGGCUGUGUUCAAAGCCUCCAAGCCAGGAGGGGGAGCCAGUCUCAAGUGGUUUGGAGCUACGCAGCAGAGAGGAACUGUUCUGGUUCUCACCUGUAUUCAAGCUGCUAUAUGCAUCGCUUGGCUUGUCUCCUCCUCGCCUGCCCCCUAUAAAAACACCCAGUACCACAAUGACAAAAUAGUUUAUGAGUGUGCAGUCGGCUCCACGGUUGGCUUUGCUGUGUUGCUGGGAUACAUCGGUAUAUUGGCUCUUCUCAGCUUCUUCUUGGCGUUUUUGGCGAGGAAUCUGCCCAACAACUUCAACGAGGCCAAACUCAUCACUUUCAGCAUGCUGAUCUUCUGUGCCGUGUGGGUGGCCUUUGUUCCUGCCUACAUCAACUCCCCGGGAAAGUAUGCAGAUGCAGUGGAGGUCUUUGCCAUCCUGGCCUCAAGUUUUGGCCUCUUGGUGGCGCUGUUUGGACCUAAAUGUUAUCUAAUUCUGCUCAAACCAGACAGGAAUACAAAGAAGGCUAUCAUAGGCCGAUGCAGCAAAUCUUAA
This is a messenger RNA of Xiphophorus maculatus (southern platyfish), 2508 nucleotides long. RefSeq names its product extracellular calcium-sensing receptor-like. Gene Ontology annotation, biological process: G protein-coupled receptor signaling pathway. Gene Ontology annotation, cellular component: membrane. The record is from RefSeq and is a predicted model, not a curated record. Gene Ontology annotation, molecular function: G protein-coupled receptor activity. Bases 16 to 2508 code for a protein of 830 amino acids. Lineage: Eukaryota; Metazoa; Chordata; Actinopteri; Cyprinodontiformes; Poeciliidae. The transcript is spliced from 9 exons.